Molecule: messenger RNA, 1440 nt
Organism: Closterium sp. NIES-65
Lineage: Eukaryota; Viridiplantae; Streptophyta; Zygnematophyceae; Desmidiales; Closteriaceae
Source: the annotation of a GenBank genome assembly
AUGCAGGCAGGGUCGGAGCAUGUUAGCAAGAAGGAGGAGCAGGAGACUGCCCUGAGGCACGUGGUGCUGCGGCCGACCGCUGCACGUGGCGAUGAGUUGACUUACGUUGACCUGUCAGGGGAGGACGUGCAGCGAGUGGCAAGAGAGGCGGUGGCCAGUGCGAAUGAGAGGCAGGUCAGCGGUGGGAUGGGGCGCGUGCUCUCCCUCUCUCCCUCUUCUGCCUGGUCCCCUCCCCCACACACAGGGCAGCGCGCUGCUGCUGAUCUCAGUGCUGGAGGCACAGUUGGUGGUGCCGGGGUACAGAGAGUUACAUCCUCACUCACACUGCUGCUGCUGGCUCCCCUCCUUGCCUCCCCUCCACACACAGCGCACGGCGCUGCUUUUGAUUUCUGUGCUGGAGGCACAGGUGGUGAUGCCGGGACGAGCAACAGCGAUGCCACGGCUGAUACUUCACAAGGGGCGAACGCGAGUGGUGCCGCUUCUGGUGCAUCUUCAGCAGCUGAAGGGGCAAGGUUGGUGAGUGCGAGUGGGAGGGGGUUGGUGAAUGUGACGGCGUUUGCGGUGGUGGCGGGGACGCAGCGGAAUGCAACAGUGGGGGAGAUGGGUGUGGCGGCAGCAGGGGGGUGUGCCAGGAGGAAUGCGAGCAGCAGCAGCGCUGCUGGUGGUGCUGGUGGUGGCAGGGGCAGUGCAUUCAACAGCAGCAACAGCAACAGUGGAAGUGGCGGUGGUGGGGUGGAGUGGGACUUGGCACGGGCCAUGGCAGGGGUGUGUGUGGAUGAAGGGUGGGUGCUCAUCCCUGCUGCUACUCCUGCUAACAAUUCAACGAUUCCCACUGCCCCUAGCAAUGCCUCCUCCAAUGCCUCCUCCAAUGCCUCCUCCAAUGCCUCCACUACCACCCCUUAUACCGACACCUACAAUGGCUUCUCGAUCCGCUUCCUCGCUCUCUUAGCCCUCCACCAACUCAAUCGGAACAGCAGCCUCUCUUUGAAUGUGACUCUGCUGGACGUUCUUGUAGCGAGGGCAAAUGUGGUGGAGGGGGCAGGGAUCAACUACAGCGUGACUGUAACAGCAGCGGUGGAUGCAGCACCUGCAGCGCUGCUGACAGUGCCUGGAAGCAAAGCCAAGGCAGUAGAGGUGGGUGCAGCUGAAGAGCAGGCAGGGAAGCGAGUAAUGGUGGUGAAGGUGGUGGUGUGGCAGUCGGUGCCCUUCACGGCUCACCGCCUGGUUGACUUCUUCCUACUGGAUGGGGGAGACAGUGGUGAGGGGAGUGGGAAGCAAAAGUCGGAGGGCGUGUUGCUCGUUGACUGUGCUUCCCCACCCGUGGGCCAUGUCCUCCUUGCCAACUGCACCACAGUGCCCACGGCUGGCUUUUCUUCUGUAGUUACAACGUCAUCCUGCCUGCACCAUGCCCUGACCCAUGGCAUGGGGUGGGGAACAUAA